Molecule: messenger RNA, 2514 nt
Organism: Nothobranchius furzeri (turquoise killifish)
Lineage: Eukaryota; Metazoa; Chordata; Actinopteri; Cyprinodontiformes; Nothobranchiidae
Gene: cfb
Product: complement factor B
Biological process (GO): complement activation; proteolysis; response to bacterium
Cellular component (GO): extracellular exosome; extracellular region; classical-complement-pathway C3/C5 convertase complex
Molecular function (GO): serine-type endopeptidase activity
Source: RefSeq, a predicted model, not a curated record
CUGGCCUCCUCUCUGGACAUCACUGUCCCUCUCUUACAUAAAGUUCCUGCCCGCACAGUUUCGUCUCAUUUUUAUACUGUUUCCUCUUUUAGGUUAAACAUGAGGACAUCUGCGGACAGGUUUGCUGCUCUCCUAUGUCUUCUCUGUUUGGUGGUUGAGGUGCAGUGUGAUUGCACCCAGACAAGCAUUGACAUCAUAGGUGGGAGUUAUACACUGACCAAGAACCUGGAGAAAGGUAGCCUGCUGGUCUAUCACUGCCCUGAAGGACAAUAUCCAUACCCCACCUUGACCCGGCUGUGUCAGGCUAAUGGAUCCUGGGGACCUCUACCCAAAAAAAGGCCAGCACAGAUGUGCAAACGUGUGACGUGCCCAGAUCCAUUUGUUCUAGAAAACGGAAACGUUUCCCCUGCUCAGGAAAAUUACUUUGUGGGAGAUGAAACCACAUACGAGUGUUACUCUGGAUACACGAUGCGAGGUUCAUCCAGCCGGAUCUGUUUACCAAACGGGAAGUGGAACGGCUCCACUCCCAUCUGCAGCCGUGACUCUGGAGAAGCUUGUCCUGAUCCAGGGAUUCCACCUGGGGCCUCAAGAUUGGGAAGCAUGUUUGGUAUUGAUGACAAAGUGAAAUAUGCCUGUAAUGGCAAGAUGUUCCUGGUUGGCUCCAGUGAAAGAGUGUGUCAGGAGAACGGCCAGUGGACGGGCAAAGAGCCGGAAUGCUACUUCAAAUACACCUAUGAUACUCCACAAGAGGUAUCAGAAGCAUUUGGAAGUGCAAUCAAAGACAGCCUCACUACUAUGGAGUCUCUGAAUGAUACGCAAGGCGGGAGAACGAUUAGGAUUUCCAAAGAAGGGACGCUCAAUAUCUACAUUGCUGUGGACAUUUCUGAGAGCAUUGACCAGAAUCAGUUUGAUAAAGCCAGAAAUGCCGUCAUAACGCUCAUCAAGAAGAUUGCCAGAUUCAGUGUGUCACCAAACUACGAAAUCAUCUUCUUCUCCUCUGAAAUUUAUGAAGUUGUCAACAUUCAUGACUUCUUUGACCAGAGAGCUGAUCUGACGAAGGUCAUAGAGGAUUUAGAAAAUUUUGAAAUAGGCGACAAAAACACUGGAACAGAUCUAAAUCUGGCUUUUGUUACUUUUGAGAAACGGAUGUCUUUCAUAAAGGAGCAAGCUGGACCUGAGGGUUUUAAGGAGCAUCGUCACGUGCUGAUCAUGUUUACGGAUGGUGCUUAUAACAUGGGCGGUUCUCCCAAACCCACUGUGGAGAGAAUAAAAGACAUGGUUUAUAUGAAUCACACAGAGGGCGAAAAGGCUGGAUCCAGAGAGGAAUUCCUUGACAUUUAUGUUUUUGCUAUCGGGGCUAACAUCUUUGACGAUGACCUGCAGCCCCUUACUUUAGGAACAGGCGAAAAGCACUACUUCAGGAUGAAAGACAUCACAGAGCUGGGAGAGACCUUUGAUAAAAUAAUUGAUGAAAGUGAAGUUGUAGGUCUGUGUGGUCUUUACCAAGAAUACAAUACAGUGGACAAAAACAGCAUACGAAAAAGGUUUCCAUGGAUGGCAUUUGUCAGAAACACGGGACUAAAAUCAAAGAUGUGCCUCGGCUCUCUGGUGUCACCGGACUUUGUGUUGACCGCUGCUCACUGCUUCACUUUUGGUGAUGAACCCGAAAAUGUGGUUGUUGAACUUCAGGGAUCAGGUCUCAAAGAGAAAAAAGUACGAAAAUUCACAUUGCACCCAAAAUAUAACCUCAAGGCAAAAGCAAAUGAAGGUGUUCAAGAGUUUUAUGACUACGAUGUGGCUCUCAUCAGAUUGAAUGAGUCUGUACAGAUUUCUCCUUUAGCAAGACCCAUUUGCAUACCUUGCACCCAGGAAACAAGUGAUGCUCUAAAACUGGUCGGGAAAUCAACAUGCAAGCAACAAGAGCAGCUUCUUUUAAAGGAUCAACUGGAAAGACUCAGUUUUCUGACCAGACAGAAUUCUUUGGUAGCUGAAAAAGAUGUUUUUGCCAAGCUUGGAGGAAAUAGGAACUUAUGCAUUCAAAAGGCUCUGAAUGCAAAUGGGAUAACGGCUAAAGAUCCAAAGGUGGCUGUGACCGAUAACUUCCUGUGCACUGGUGGGCGGAUUGAACAGAGAAAUCACAUCGCUUGUAGAGGUGAUUCUGGAGGUGCUGUCUUCAAGAACUAUGAGCUUCGCACUGUACAGAUUGGAGUGGUCAGCUGGGGGACCCAUGACCUCUGUAGCACGGGUGGUCUGGUUGAGUCCAAUGACGAAUCCCGAGAUUUCCACAUUAAUUUGUUUAAAAUGGUGGAUUUCUUUAAGUCUGUCCUUGGAGAUGACAGUCAAGAAUACACAUCACUUAAAUUCCUGGAUGAAUAGAAACACUGUUUUGCUCUCUUAAAAACUAAUACUCUGACUCAAACUCAUGAUUUGUCUCGUCUCGUUCACGUUUUCAACCCAUGAUCAAACAGACUUUGUUUCACUGCAAUCUGUAAAUAAACACAAUGGUAAAAAGUU